AUGCAGACAGAGACAGGUCUUUCCCAGGCUUUGCAGCACUCUUGGGAGGUCUCAGAGAGCUAUGACUGGAAACAGGAGACGACUGGCAACUAUCACGUGGAGGGCAGGCUGAUGGUCGGACCCUACAGGGACAUCCGGGAGAAACUGGACUUCGACCACCACGGCUGCUAUAACGUGAGGCGCCAGCAGCUCCAAGAUGAGAUCAUCAGCAAAUUUGUUGGAAGCGGUAAGCGAAACCCAUACCCGUGGAUAGUCUUCACAGCUGGGUCUUUCUUCGCCGGGAAAUCACGGGUGGCGUCUUGGAUGCUUGAACAGGGCUACCUACCCUUCGAUGAUGUGGUGCGAACAGAUCCAGAUCUCAUAAGAACAGAGCUCCCCGAGUGGUCAGGCUAUCUCUCCCGAGACGGCCCGGAAGCUGCCGCUAUGACACAGAGGGAAGCAGGGACCUGUGCUCUUAUUGCACAGUGGGAAGCCAUGCGUCAAGGUCGACAUAUACUGGUGGAUGGCUCCUUGCGGAAUGUCAGCCGCCAGCAGUCGUUUUUUGCAGAGAUUCGUGAAGCCUAUCCCGAAUACCGAAUUGCAAUCAUUCAUGUCUUUGCAAGUUGGGAUGCGCUGCAGAAGAGGUCGACGGUUGCACGCGAGGGCGGACGUGUCACCAGCCCAAAGGCUUUGCGCACGUCCUUCGACGCCGUGAAAAGCUCCGUGUCUGAACUUGAAUCACUUGCUGAUUUGACCAUGCACAUCAACAACGAUGGCUUCCCACCACAGCUGCUGUACAUGACCUUCGGGCAGAAGUGCAGGAAGGUUCGGAAGUGGAACGAAGUUCGCACUGCUUUCCUGCAGAUUCCGGGACUCAAGGUACCUUCCUUGCGCUCGUUGUUGCUGCUUAUCAUGAUCUCUGGACUCGCAUGCCUUUUGCUUCCCUGGGACCAUCGCCUUGGCAGCUGA
Symbiodinium sp. CCMP2456 is the source of this 948-nucleotide messenger RNA. The record is from the annotation of a GenBank genome assembly. NCBI's taxonomy places the organism in Eukaryota, Dinophyceae, Suessiales, Symbiodiniaceae.